Molecule: messenger RNA, 698 nt
Organism: Sphaerodactylus townsendi
Lineage: Eukaryota; Metazoa; Chordata; Lepidosauria; Squamata; Sphaerodactylidae
Gene: HTD2
Product: hydroxyacyl-thioester dehydratase type 2
Exons: 1
Coding region: 1-525 (174 amino acids)
Source: RefSeq, a predicted model, not a curated record
AUGCUGAUCACCCUAUCUAGGUGCAGAAUCUUUGGAGCAAGCUGCCACAGAAUAUUCUCAACAAAGACAAAAGUUCCUGUGCCAUUCCUCAUGCAGCCCUACCCUCUGCAGUUACACAUCCAAGUAGGAGACAAGGCAGAACUAACAAAGGCUUUUACACAGCAGGACGUGGUCACCUUUUCUGACUUAACUGGGGACACAAACCGGUUACACCUGGAUGAAGAGUACGCAAAGAGGACAAGGUUUGGCAGAACAGUGGUACAUGGUGUGCUGAUCAAUGGACUUAUCUCUGCUGUACUGGGUACAAAAAUGCCUGGCCACGGCUGUAUCUUUCUGUCUCAGGAAAUUACUUUUCCAGCCCCUCUAUAUGUUGGAGAAGAGGUCUUGGCCUCAGCAGAAGUGGAGAGACUGAAGAGAGGGCUCGCAUAUAUUUCAGUGUCAUGUACGGUUACCAAAAGCGGCAAAAAAGUUAUGGAGGGUGUGGUUAAAGUUAUGGUGCCGGAAGAUCAGAGCUCCGAAUCCUGACCAUGUACUCCAUAGCAAGACUCGGGAAUAGUAGUUUGCUUUCUUGAGGACAAAACUGACUCCCGGUUUUAUGCCAAUAUGGCUUAACACUGAUGACAUGGAUCCUAUACUUAGCAAGCUGUAAUUAUGCUAUUGUUCUUCGCUCAUGUCAUAAAAGUUUUGGAAGACCAGAA